Molecule: messenger RNA, 3261 nt
Organism: Xenia sp. Carnegie-2017
Lineage: Eukaryota; Metazoa; Cnidaria; Anthozoa; Malacalcyonacea; Xeniidae
Product: extracellular calcium-sensing receptor-like
Exons: 8
Coding region: 369-2897 (842 amino acids)
Biological process (GO): G protein-coupled glutamate receptor signaling pathway; regulation of synaptic transmission, glutamatergic
Cellular component (GO): membrane
Molecular function (GO): adenylate cyclase inhibiting G protein-coupled glutamate receptor activity
Source: RefSeq, a predicted model, not a curated record
UUUUUUGUUACCCUAGUUACCAGAUGAUACACUGUGCUAUUUUGUUAUUUUACAUGUUCCCUUGAAAAUAACCUGUCUAAAAACGUUGCGUGUCCUAACUCAUUCUUUAUAUUUGCAUUUGUGCACUCAGGAGAGUCAACAGACCCCGUCUGAAUGAAAGACAGGCUCGUUAAAGUAAUAUUGGACUCUUUGUCUUGUUAGUUUCUUUGUCGUUUGAAAAGCUGCUAGGAGUGUUUGCCAAAAUUUAAGUCGACGUUCAUCGCGCUAUUUAUUGUAUUGUGUUUAUUACAGGCGUUAUCUGGUUAUACUUUGAAACAGAUUGUAGUUUUAUCACAUCUACUUAAGGUCAACGAUAUUUCUUUACAGCAAUGAACUUGUUUUAUACAUUUACUAUGUUUGUUCUCUUGCGUGAAUCGUCCAGCAAACAGAAUUCAAACCGUGGACAAGCAAAGUUUCCAAGGCCCUUCGUCAGUAAUUUUAGUGACAUACGAAUUGGUGGACUGUUUCCAAUCCACAUACGUGAAUCUAAUGACUCACUGUGUGAUCUACGUGUUCCUAAAUACUCCUAUAUUCUUGACCACGACCGUAUUCCGAGGUGUUACAGAUUGAACAACGCUGGAGUUAUAUGGAGCGAGACGUUACGCUUUUCUGUCGAGGCCAUGAGACCUGGGUUUUUUAAUGUGACAGAUGUCACAGUUUUUCAUUAUCUUGGCUUUGUAACGUCUACUAAUUUGACAUUGGGCUAUGAUAUUCGGGACUCACUUAAUAACGUCGACGUCGCCCUUGAAGCUGCUUUGGAUUAUACUUUGCUUCGAUCUCGAAAGCCAGACAGAAAUAGCUCUCAAAAGUGCUCUUGCAACGACAAUACCACGGAACCGUACAUAGUCACUUUGAUUGGUGGAGCACGCUCAGAGAUAUCGCAACGUGUUAAUGCGAUUGCUGGCGUAUCAUCACUUCCACAAAUUAGCUACUCUAGUACUAGUGUCUCUUUGAGCAACAAGGAAGCAUACAGGACUUUCAUGCGUACCAUACCUCCAGAUAAUUAUCAAGCCCGUGCUAUGGUUGAUAUCGUGAAACAUUUCAACUGGUCAUAUGUUGCAACAGUAGCGACAGAUGAAGAUUAUGGUCGUGGUGGAGUGGAGGUCUUUAACCAAUUAGCACGACGUUAUAACAUUUGUAUCUCGUUAGAACGGCUCUUUCAUUUCAACAUUAGCUCUGAAGAUACGAAACAAGAAAUUCGGAGUAUUGUCAGAGAUUUAAAAAAAAAUGAAAGAACCAACGUGAUUGUGUUGUUUUGCGAGCGUCCACGAGCUGUCGCUGUGCUUAAAGAAGCUCAAAAACAAGGUUUAACUGGGAAAACGUGGAUUGCCACCGAGGAUUGGGGAUUCAGUGAUAGCGUUUAUGAUUUUGAUUUAUCGACAGUGGGUGGUAUGGUGGGUAUCGUUACACAUACUCCCACUGUACCCAUAUUUGAACAACAUUUGAGAAAGUUCAACUUAACCAUGGAAAACCCUUGGAUCUUAGAGUAUGUACGCGAACAUGAUUUUAACGUAACUGCUUUGAAUCUAACGAGAAGCAAAACAUCUUAUAUUAUGGAUGCUGCUUAUACUGUUGCAUUGGGAUUACUUGAGUACAUGAAUUGUACUAAAACAAAACCAAAAACUUACGAGAAUUGCAAUAGUAGUUAUAUAAAGAAUAUUGACUUGGAAAGGUUAAGAAUGUAUAUGUUACAGGUGAAUAUAACUGGAUCCAGUAGUAGGUUGUUGAGUUACAAUGAAGAUGGAAAUCCAGAAGUGAUCUAUUACAACAUCAGCAACCUUCAACCUUCAACCAAAAAUAAAAAAGGAAAAAGUUUUGUGUUCGUUGGCAGUUGGUCCAAUGGUUUACUGAAAAUUCGGAGUCCCAUUUACUGGAACGGUGGUCGAAACACCACCCCUGUCUCGGUGUGUUCGUUUCCAUGCCCCGGGAUGGAUUGUAUACUCUGUCCACCCGGACAAUUUAAAGUCGGUAUCGGACCAAACCAAUGCGAGGAAUGUCCUAACGGUUUUACAUCUGAUUCUAAUCGUACGCGAUGCUUGCGCAUACCAGAAGAGUUUAUCCGUUGGGAUUCGGCAACUGCUGCCGUAUUGACAUCGUUUUCUGUGUUCGAAAAUACGUCUAUUUGUCAUGUUCAGCCUAUAGCAUUUGGCUUACUCAUGACUUUAGCAUCUUCACUGGUGCUAACCAAAACAUUUCGACUCAUUCAGAUCUUUAAUAACGUUGUAACCAACAUCAAAGAUAAAUCCCUGGUUACAAUGAAGACUCAGUUUCUCAUGGUUUUCGUUUUGCUCGUUAUUGAAGCUAUUCUGAUAGCAGUAAUGGUGGAUGUGCAUCCUAUUAAAUUGCAAUUCUUCGUAAGAGAGACCGCUGUACCUAUCGGUUGCAAUGAUUCUGCACGUGAUCUGCAUACCGCUGUACUUUUGUACAACUGGCUUUUAUCUAUGGUGUGUGCAAUAAUGGCAUUUCGUGCUCGUUCCCUUCCAGCCAACUUUAGCGAAGCACGUUUGAUUACUUAUGCUAUGUUUUCAUUUUCAGUAAUAUGGCUUUCCUUUAUUAUCGUCUUCACAGGAAGUAUUCUUGAUCGUUUUGCCAUUUAUAUUUGUGUCGCUAUUUUAGCGACUGCCGUGGAUCUUCUUGCAUGUAUGUUUGCACCCAAGAUAUAUGUGAUUCUCUUUAAGCCUGAACUCAAUCAAAUGGAAGUUGUUCGUGCUGAUAUAUACCGCUAUACAAUGAAACAGCGGGCGCGAUCACUUUCUCCCAAUCCCGAAUCCAGUGAAACUCAACACGUGAGAAAUACGUUAGAUGGUACUUUACCUCGUAGAAAAUCUGCACACAGCAUACAAGACGCUAAGUUGUGAAACUAGCCAAGUGAUGAAGUUUGAGUUUUAAAAGCUCUAAGUUUUUCACGAAAAAUCAUCGGACGUCGACCCAGCAGUUUAAUCAAAAAAGAGCAACUCAGUGUAUGAAUGUUUUAGAAUUUGCUCCCUAGUUGUGAAAGACAUUUAUGAUGAUGAAAAUAUUAACAUGUUAUAAAAAUAUUGAUUGUAAAUAUCCUUGAUUAUGAUGGAUAAUAAAGUAAAAUUUACAGCUCCAAUCGUUUAUUAUGCAAACUUUAAAUUAUCCUUUUAAAUGGUCAAAGAAAUAUGGUUAGUCAAUACACAAUGAUGUAAAUAACUUACAAAACAAUGCAUUAAAAAUAAAUUUCACGUUUAUUUCAAUUUA